Molecule: messenger RNA, 4238 nt
Organism: Gambusia affinis (western mosquitofish)
Lineage: Eukaryota; Metazoa; Chordata; Actinopteri; Cyprinodontiformes; Poeciliidae
Product: RING finger protein 150-like
Exons: 6
Coding region: 492-1835 (447 amino acids)
Source: RefSeq, a predicted model, not a curated record
CGUUCAAGUCUUACUCGGCAAAUUUGAGUUUGUGGUCGAAAUACAAAGAAACUUUUGUUUUUAAAGGUAACUUCCGGAAAUUCGUCGCUUCGCUUCCUGUAGCUUCACAGUGGCCCAGUCAAAACAAUGCAGUGUAGCAGCGGCGAGUAACGUCAGCUUUAAAGAGCAAAAAUCUAAUUUCUCCACGGUCUCGGUGCUCCGUGUCCGCCCGCUUUGUAUGUCGGUCGAAUCGUGCCCGGGGUUUAUUUUACACCGAGCCGCCAUUGUUCGGGAUUUAACCGUUUUUGUUUGGCUGGAAAUGGAGUCCCCCAACGGCUGGCUGACAGCAGCAGAGGGGAGGGGCUGAACGGCGAAGCAAACACGGAGUUUGCGUCGAUAAACUCGGUGAAAUAAACUCUCGGUAGGCCGGUGGGUGACAUGGUGGAGUAGUAGCGGUCGUCGGCACUGAAGCUCUCGGUGUCCUCCGAUCUCUCUCCCCGGAGAGGACCGCCAUGGCGCCGGGCUCUCUGGUGGCGGCCUGCCGCAGUCUGGCCCUCUCUACGUGGCUGCUCUCCUUCUGCUUCGUCCACCUGCUGUGUCUGGACUUCACCGUGGCCGAGCGGGAGGAGUGGUACACCGCCUUCGUCAACAUCACCUACAUGGACCCGGCCACCUCCGAGGUGCGCACCGAGAAGACGGAGUGCGGCCGCUACGGGGAGCACUCCCCGAAGCGGGACGCCAAGGGGGUGGUGGUGCUGCCCGCCGCCCCGCUGGACCGGCAGGCCUGUGAACCCCACACCCGGUUCGUGGUGCCCUCGCAGGCCGCGGCCGGCUGGAUAGCACUGAUAGCCCAUGGGAACUGCACAACCAAGGACAAAAUCCGCCAUGCUGCCGCCCACAACGCCUCGGCGGUGGUCAUUUUCAACGUGGGCUCCACCAACCCCAACGACACCAUCACCAUGCGCCAUCAAGGGACAGGCGAGGUGGUCGUCAUCAUGAUCCCGGAGCCGAAGGGUCGGGAGGUCGUGGCGCUGCUGGAGCGCAACAUCACGGUUACCAUGACGAUCACCAUCGGCACCAGGAACCUGCAGAAGUACGUGAGCAGGACGUCGGUGGUGUUCGUCUCCAUCUCCUUCAUCGUGCUGAUGAUCAUCUCCCUGGCCUGGCUCGUCUUCUACUACAUCCAGAGGUUCAGAUACGCCAACGCGCGCGACAGGAACCAGCGUCGUCUUGGCGACGCGGCGAAGAAGGCCAUCAGCAAACUUCAGGUCCGCACCAUCAGGAAGGGCGACCAGGAGACGGAGGCCGACUUCGACAACUGCGCCGUCUGCAUCGAAGGCUACAGGCCCAACGACGUGGUCCGCAUCCUGCCCUGCAGACAUCUGUUCCAUAAGAGCUGCGUGGAUCCGUGGCUGCUGGACCAUCGGACGUGUCCGAUGUGUAAGAUGAACAUCCUGAAGGCUCUGGGCAUCGCUCUGAACGCCGACUGCCUGGACGACCUGCCGCUGGACUACGACCUGGCGCUGGGCGGCGUCGCCGGCGUGGGGAUGGGCGGAGUCGGCGCCCUGGCGCUGGAGGCCGUGGCGUCUGGGGCGUCCAGCGACGGGACGCUGAGCGAGGGCGGGUCCUCGGUGGUUCUGGACCCCGGCGUCAGGCGGGUCGGGCUCCCGCAGGACUACCAGGACUCGGACCCGCUCAGAGACAGCCCUGUGACGGCCACCACCGACACCCACACAGGUGAGCUGCAGCCGAUGGCGAGCAGCGCCUCUGUGGCAUCGCUGGUCAUCGCCGUGGAAACCGGCCUGUCGGACGAGGAGGGGUCCAUGGAUCGACCUCAUAUGGGUGCCAAAUCCUGAGAACAGCCCAGCAGAACCGAGCCAGAACCAGGCCAAAUUAAGCAGGACCUCAUUGAACCAGAAGGUCCAGAGAGACUAGAACCAUCUGACGUAAACGUGCUAACAGCCUGGUCCUGGAUUAGGCCCGUCUGGUCCAGAACCACGAGGCUCGACUGGGUUUGGAUUCUUGGAGCGGACCCGCUCAAAGGAAGCGGACGUGUUUCAGUUUUCACCUUUGAUUGUUCUUGGUUCUUCAUCCCGACUCUGCCUGGUUCCGUCCCCAGUGAUCCACUUGGUUCCGUCAGCAGAACCCAGUCAUUCCUGACAGAACCCAUCCGUCUGGUUUCUCCAGAGUUCUUUCACAACGGGUCUCUCCUUGCUAUGGUUCUGGUUCUCCAGAUUCGGACCGCCUCUCUCUGACGUUUUGCAUCGUCUGACUGAAAGACUUUGAUCUCAAUCGGACUCUGAUCGACCCGGCAGUAUUACUCCUGCAGUAUUGAAGACCCGCCUCCCUCGUUCGGGUCCGUUUGACCUUUGAACUUUUCUGAGUUUCGGGUUCAGUUCUUCCUCUGGAAUCAACAAAGUUUUAUUUAAAACGUGAAGCACAGAUGAAAGGAAGGAGAAGAAGAUGCUGCCUGGAUCUCUGAAUCGGUACCAGAACCAAACCUGGAGCAAACGUUGAGUUUCUCAACUCUCCAUCUCCUUUAAACUUCGGUUUCCAUCACAGGAACUCUUGGUGCUUUUGGACCACAGCCGGUUUCCUUUGGAGCCAAAAUCCCGUUGGGUUUAGGUUCGGUCUCAGAGUUUUUAUUGAUCCAUAAACUGAUUGGAAAUUCCUCAUAGAACCCGUUUGACGUCCCGUUGGACCGCCGUGGAUUUCCUGUAGUUCUGGAGCAAAUUCCACCUCGUUUUGUUCAAACUAGUUCUUUACUAUUUGAAUAUUCAAAUAAUUGAUCAAACAUCAGUUUAGAUGUGAUGCAGAACUCUUUCUGGUCCCAUCAGCUCCUCUGAUGUUAAUUAGCAAAACCUUAAAUCUGCAGAAAUGUUGGGAAAUGCAACGGAAAACAAUGAGGCAAGAUAAAGAUCUAGAACCUGCCAGUUUCCUAAAGAGUUUCUCUCAUUAAACAGUUUAACUUUUAACUUGCUUUAGGCGACCAGAACCAGUAGAUGACCAGCUUAAAGAGCCUAAAUGCUAAAGCUGAUAAAUUAGCUGAUAUUUAUGAUACAUUUCUGAUAUGCAGCCUCUCGUUGAUAAAAUCAAUCUAAAAUCAGUCUAAAAUAUAACUCAGAAGUUAAUUUGUAAAAAUUAAAAGAUGCUCAGAUUGUUGUUCAUACAAAUUUUAUGUUAAGAAUAAUCUAUAAUCCUGUUGGUUUUUAUCAGCCAGUUAAAUGUAGUUCCUUGAUUUAAAGGUUCCAGUUCUCUGAUAAAUUAAAUCAGUUUUGCAAUAAAGUUAAAUGUUUCGGAGGUUUUCUGCUGAAUUGUUUCUUGUUUUUUAUCGUCGAUGGUACGAACCGGUUGCAGCUUGGAGGAUUAAACAAAGUUUUACUCUAAUAAAUUCAAUUUAAUCCCUUUUUAGCGUGAUGCUAACGUUGCUCUGACUGAGAAAGCGACGGGAUCUUCCUCGGUGAAUUGCCGGGAUAAUUUAGCGGUACCUCUCCAGAACCCUGUGGUCCAAAAGCACCUUCAGCGUUGCCUUGCUCCUCUUCCUCAACGCGCCUGCGCCUUCAUCCUGCUGCCUUUUUCUACCUUUACCUUCUGACAAUGUGUUGGUCUGGACCGCCGCCGCGUUAUUCCCCCCCCAGAAACACGGACUGCGAGGGAAAGGUUCCUGGUUCUGCCUCGACCCGUUCCUCGUCCUGUAAAUAUGAAACGGGUUCACUUCGCUGUUUGUUCGCUCCGGACGUUGUCGACGAGAAAGAAAGAGAUUGUCGUCUAUUUUGAUACCAGAGGAGACGUUUAUUUUUGUAACGAAGCAGCAGAGACUGAUUUAUCCGCGCCGUCCGACCCGCCAGCAGCCCGGACGGUUCCGAUCGGGCUGGUUUAGACGUUCAGUAUUUGUGUAAUUGUACAUAAAAGCUUGUUGUUGUUGUUUUUAUUUCCAGAGCUUGUUUGGUUGAAACCUGAGAGAACUGAGCUCACCUUCAUGGAUGGAAACGAAGAAGCGACUUCAGCGGAAAUAAACGGUUUCCUUUGGUAUUUGUCUGUUUUCCAGUCUCAGUGCUUCUGUUUCCAGUGGGUUCGGUUCCUCUCAGAUUCUUUCUGGACUUCUUUCUUUGCUUCAGCAGGUUCCCGUUGUAAACACUAAGUAAUUUAUACUCUGUAAAAUCAGAGCACUCAUAAGAAAUGACGAAUUUGUACGGAUUGUCUUGGACAAUUUUCAGAGAGAAAUGUUUUAAUUAAAGUCACCUGCUUUGUGUUGUGAG